Messenger RNA from Saxophila tyrrhenica, 1230 nucleotides. RefSeq lists its product as uncharacterized. The coding region runs from base 1 to 1230 and encodes 409 amino acids. The record is from RefSeq and is a predicted model, not a curated record. Lineage: Eukaryota; Fungi; Ascomycota; Dothideomycetes; Mycosphaerellales; Extremaceae. Gene Ontology annotation, molecular function: nitronate monooxygenase activity. The transcript has 2 exons.
AUGCACCAAAAAUGCGUUGGAUGCAUCCCAGGCCCAGGCGAGACGAGACGAAACGACCGAGGCUUUUCUGCCUCGGCUUCCAUCCCCCAGCUCCCCAUAUUACCUCCACGACCACCCCGCAAGCAUAACCGUCUCCUACAAGCUCUUGAGACCAUUGAAACAACCGCAACAAUGCCCCGCCCAACCCUCCGCACCCCCCUCUGCGACCUCCUCAACAUCGAAUACCCCAUCCUCCUCGCCGGCAUGGCCCGCACCUCCUCCGGUCCACUCGCAGCCGCCGUCUCCAACGCCGGCGGUAUGGGAACAAUCGGCGGACUCGGCUACACUCCAACCCAAAUGCGCGAGAUUAUCCACGAGCUCAAAGAUAACCUUUCAGACAAGAGUCUGCCAUUUGGCGUCGACCUUGCACUACCUCAGGUCGGAGGCAGCGCAAGGAAGACGAACCACGAUUACACGCAUGGACAGUUGGAUGAUCUGAUCAGUGUGGUGAUUGAGGAGGGGACGAAGUUGUUCAUUUCUGCUGUUGGUGUGCCGCCGGAACGGAUUAUUAAGAGACUGCAUGAGGCGGGGAUUCUGGUGAUGAAUAUGGUUGGGCACCCGAAGCAUGCGCAUAAGGCGUUGAAGGCGGGUGUGGAUAUCGUGUGUGCGCAGGGAGGUGAAGGGGGUGGGCAUACUGGGGACGUGGCGACGAGCAUUCUCAUUCCUUCAGUGGUGGACGUUGCGAGGCAGUAUACGAGUCCUAUGACAGGGAAACCGGCGAUGGUGGUCGCAGCGGGCGGGAUCUCGAGCGGAAGGUCAUUGGCGGCGAGUCUGUCAUACGGAGCUGUGGGAGUGUGGGUAGGGACGAGAUUCGUGGCGAGCAAGGAAGCGGGAUGCAGUCAGAUGCACAAGGAGGCGGUUGUCUCGGCGACAUUCGAGGACACCAUCCGGACGUUGGUUGUUUCUGGACGGCCGUUGAGGGUGCGGAUGAACGACUACAUCAAGUCGUGGGAGAUCGAUCGGCCAUCGGAGGUUAAGGCGCUGUGCGAUAGUGGCGUGGUGCCGAUGGCAAAGGACAUGGAGGAUGAGAGGGAUGAGGUCGAUAUGCCGUUCUUGAUGGGGCAGGUGGCGGGUGUGAUUCAGAAAAUUCAGCCCGCGAGGGAGAUUGUCGAGGAGAUGGUUCAAGAGUGUGUGGAUAUGCUGCAGACUCAGCAGAAUUACUUGGGCAAUGGCAGGAAGAGUCGCUUGUAG